CACUGCUAAAGGUUUUGAUAUAGGAACUGGGACCAAUUGCAUUUACCCUCUUCUUGGUGCAUCUCUUCUGGGUUGGAAGUUUGUUGGCUCUGGUAGCCCCCUCUAAUUUAUUUUACUGAUGUAGCUUUGGAGUGGGCAGAGAAAAAUGUCAAAAGCAAUCCUCAUAUUUCUGAACUGAUUGAGAUCAGAAGAGUUAACAUGGAAAACCCAGCAUCUUCCAGUGAGGAGUUGAAUGAUGAAGCAGGAAAAUAUGGCCAAUGUACAGACGCAGACUUCGACAAUGGAAAGGCUGUUGUCAUUGGGCCUUCACCUCCUGCUCAUCUCCAAAUGCACUCAGGUAUAGGAAAAGGUUAUGGUGGACAACCUAUACUUGUUGGUGUAGUCAAGGAUGGGGAGAAAUUUGACUUUUGUAUGUGCAAUCCUCCAUUUUUUGAGACGAUAGAGGAAGCUGGAUUAAAUCCAAAGACUUCUUGUGGUGGGACUGUGCAGGAGAUGGUUUGUCCCGGGGGAGAGAGUGCUUUUAUCACUCGCAUUAUUGAGGAUAGUGUUCAACUAAGGCAAUCAUUUCGGUGGUACACCUCAAUGGUUGGAAGAAAAACUAACCUAAAGGUACUGAUAUCAAAGCUUUGGGAGGUUGGAGCAACAAUAGUAAAGACAACUGAAUUUGUGCAAGGCCAAACAUGCCGAUGGGGCCUUGCCUGGUCAUUUCUCCCUGCUUCCAAGAAGAUUGUACCAUCUCAUGUGGCUGAAAAGAAUAACAUGUCAUUCAUUCUUGAGGUCUGAUAUUUACUAGCCUUUUAUUCGGUCAUCUGGGCAAUCAUGGGGAAAUUGAUUAUUCUGAUAAAACAGAGCUCAAAUAUCAUAAGUUUGUCAGUGAAAAUUAGAAGUGGACUUUAUGUUCCAGGACCCAAGGUCUGCAGCGCCAUCAUAGUGCCUUCAAUGUAUUGCAAUCAGUGGAAUCCUACUUCUGCAAUAUUGGUGCAUCC
Messenger RNA from Solanum tuberosum (potato), 986 nucleotides. RefSeq names its product methyltransferase-like protein 16 homolog. Gene Ontology annotation, molecular function: 23S rRNA (adenine(1618)-N(6))-methyltransferase activity. The record is from RefSeq and is a predicted model, not a curated record. Lineage: Eukaryota; Viridiplantae; Streptophyta; Magnoliopsida; Solanales; Solanaceae. Gene Ontology annotation, biological process: rRNA base methylation. The transcript is spliced from 4 exons. The coding region runs from base 199 to 783 and encodes 194 amino acids. Gene Ontology annotation, cellular component: nucleus.